Molecule: messenger RNA, 1906 nt
Organism: Daldinia vernicosa
Lineage: Eukaryota; Fungi; Ascomycota; Sordariomycetes; Xylariales; Hypoxylaceae
Product: GTPase-activating protein ZNF289
Exons: 4
Coding region: 144-1610 (488 amino acids)
Biological process (GO): COPI coating of Golgi vesicle
Molecular function (GO): GTPase activator activity
Source: RefSeq, a predicted model, not a curated record
UUUCGACUUUCAACCGCCAGCCUAUCCCCCUUUUUUCUCCUCAGCACGUCGAAUAACAACGAACAACGACGUCUUCCCCCUACGCCUCAACACCUCUAUAUCCUAUACUGUGCAUCCUGCCCGAACGGGGCUUAAUCAGCAAGAUGAGUGCGCUUGCAAGCAAGCAACAAUCGCAGAAGAUCUUCGAGAAGUUGAAGACCAAGUCAGCAAAUAGGAUAUGCUUCGAUUGCGGCCAGAAGAAUCCGACUUGGACCUCGGUACCCUUUGGCAUUUACUUAUGUCUCGACUGUUCCUCUAACCACCGAAAUCUCGGUGUCCAUAUCUCCUUUGUCCGCUCCACCAACCUUGAUCAGUGGCAAUGGGAUCAAUUGCGUAUUAUGAAAGUUGGCGGCAACGAAUCCGCCACCAAGUACUUCCGCGCAAAUGGCGGUAGCGCCGCACUCGCUAGCAAGGACCCAAAGACCAAGUAUCAGUCUAAUGCCGCGACCAAGUACAAAGAGGAGCUUAAGAAGCGGGCCGCACGAGACGCGCUCGAGUACCCAGACGAGGUCGUCGUCACUGACGUGGCUGGAGAAGGUGCCGAUGGGAGUGCAACUCCUUCUAGUGAGCCAAAUGACGACUUCUUUUCUUCAUGGGACAAGCCGUCCAUCAAGAGGCCUACGCCGCCUAUCUCGCGAACUAAUACGCCGCCCGUUGUCGGCCGCACUGCCUCCCCAUUUCUCAACGCCGGUGCCAACGGCAAGGAGAUUUCCAGGUCUUCAUCCCCUCUAUCUAAGUCUGACUCCGCAUCCGAUGCCAAACCUGCUGCCAGUCGAGUCACCACCUCUGCUGCACUUCGCAAGACAAACCCCUCAGCGCCUCGCAAAGCCAACGUUCUGGGCGCAAAGAAGACUACUACUAAACUUGGAGCAAAGAAGGUUACAGGAGAUAUCAUUGACUUCGACGAGGCCGAGAAGAAAGCUAAGGAGGAGGCCGAGCGAAUUGCGAAAUUGGGCUACGAUCCGGAAGCCGAAGAGGCCGAGGUAAAGCAGACCACUGCAUCCAAGACGGAAGCUUCCAACGUCGUCUCACCCACGCCAGUGAAUCCGCGUGGAUACGGAUCCGGUCACUCUCGCGAGAAGUCGGCAGCCGAGGUUGAGAGGUUAGGCAUGGGUGUAGGAAGAUUAGGCUUUGGACAGGUUGGAGGUGGCAAAGCCGCCGCCGGCGCCGCGCCCAAGAAGAACGCCGGUGGAUUCGGCUCGGUUGGACCAGUCAAAGCAACUACCGAAGAUGACGACGAGCGUUAUGCCCGAAACAAGUUCGGUAACCAGAAGGGAAUUUCCUCAGACGAGUUCUUCGGAAAGGGCUCUUUUGAUCCUAACGCCCAGGCCGAGGCAAAGACGCGUCUGCAAGGAUUCGAAGGUGCUACAGCUAUUUCGUCCAACGCGUACUUUGGUCGGCCCGAGGAUGAAGAUCCCGCGGAUGACUACGGCGACCUCGAAACGGCUGCCAAGGAUUUCGUCCGCAAAUUCGGUAUUACCGCCGGCGAUGAUUUGGAUAACCUCACAAGCGCGUUAGGCGAAGGCGCUACUAGACUCCAGGGCGCUAUUCGUAACUACUUGAACGGUUAAGUGAUCUACCUACCUAAAUAAAGGACAGUAGUUAGAAAAACGUAGCGGGAACUUCAAUAUCACAAGCGGAGAAAGAAAAGCUGGAUUCGGCCUCUACACUAUCGAUGGGAUUGGCGGGUCUUAGGAGGCGUCGUGGUGGUGUCGCUAUCAAGCUAGCGCUGAGACCUGUAUAGGAGAUGGUCGGUCGGAUGGUAAAAGGGCUGUUACGAAUAUAAACGGCUUUGCCAGCCCACGACUUGGACGUUAUAGAGCAAUUGGCACGGUACGCAUAGUAAUGAAACUUGAUUAUAUACCUA